AUGGCAAAAUCCGUGGAAGAGCAGAUUGAAUACAAGGUGACAGUGGAAAAUAUAGGCCAAGGCCUCAGAGGCGAUGCUCUUUAUCAGGCAUAUGCCUCAAAAGGUCCAGAAUGGCAUCAGAAAAUGACUCGCACUUUGUUGCUGAAAGUGGACUUGCAUCUACUCCCGUUCUUGGACUUGCAUCUACUCCCGUUCUUGGUGCUCAUGUAUCUCCUCAAUUUCCUGGAUCGCAAUAACCUAUCCCAGGCACGUCUUGUAUCUCUUGAGAAGGAUCUUGACAUGAAAGGGACAGACUUUAAUCCGGCCACGAGUAUACUCUUCGUCGGAUAUUUACUUAUGCAGCUCCCCUCUAAUAUUCUCCUUACUCGCAUUCGACCCUCACGGCUUCUUGGUAUCGCUAUGGCUAUCUGGGGCAUCAUCUCUGCGUGUCAGGCGGCCACACAGUCAUUUACCGGUCUUAUCAUUUCACGUUUCUUUAUCGGCUUUGUGGAAGCACCCUUCUUUCCGGGCGCAGUUAUGCUGAUGUCAAGUUGGUAUACCAGACAAGAAUUGAGCCACCGCAUUGCUUGGUUCUAUGCCGGCAGCUCGCUGGCUAAUGCCUUCGGUGGGCUUAUUGGAGCUGGAGUCCUUGGCAAUCUGGAUGGCACACAUGGAGUUGCGGGCUGGCGGUGGCUCUUCAUAAUUGAAGGAUGUAUCACGGUGGGAGUGUCUAUUUUAGCAGCUAUCUUCCUACCAAACUACCCGGCCACAACUUCCUGGCUAAAAGAUGAGGAACAAGCCUAUGCCCAAUGGCGUCUUAUGAAUGACACAGGCGAAGCUGACAAUGCCAGCUCGAGCAGCAUCAGGGAAGCACCGGCCAUGGUUUUUGCCGACCGCCGCAUCUAUCUCUUCAUCCUGCUCCAGCACGUCUCGCUUCUUUCUCAGAAUUUCCAAUACUUCUUUCCGACUAUUGUUCAAACGCUGGGAUAUGGUAGCAUUGAGACACUUUUGAUUACUGCACCCGUCUGGAUUACCACUUUCCUCGUCUCCCUCUUCGUGACUUGGACAUCGGGCAAAACGAACGAUCGCAGUCUACACAUCAUUUGUCUGAUGCUUGUCAGUGUCGUGGGUUGUGUUAUUGCGACUGUUACGACCAAUACCGGCGCCAAAUUCUUCGCCAUGUUUCUGAUGCCAAUGGGUGCUGUUUCCGCCUACCAGAUCAUACUUGCCUGGCUGGCCAACUCUUUCCCCCGGCCAUUGGUCAAACGGUCUGCUGCUAUUGCCAUUGCUAACAUGUUUGGCAAUACUGCGUCAAUCUAUGGCAGCUAUAUGUGGCCAUCCUCCUCAGGCCCUCGAUACAUUCCUGGUGGCAGUGCAACCGCCGUGAUUGCUCUUCUUGUCGCGCUGCUAGCCCUUAUCAUUCGCAUUGUCCACACGAAAAUGAACAAGCGACUCGAUGAAGCUGAAUCUUCUCUCGAUAUUCCUACGGGCUCGAAUAUGCUGGAAAUUCGAGCAACUGGGUUCCGUUACAUCCUUUGA
Messenger RNA from Penicillium atrosanguineum, 1518 nucleotides. RefSeq lists its product as uncharacterized. The transcript has 7 exons. Gene Ontology annotation, biological process: transmembrane transport. Gene Ontology annotation, cellular component: membrane. NCBI's taxonomy places the organism in Eukaryota, Fungi, Ascomycota, Eurotiomycetes, Eurotiales, Aspergillaceae. The record is from RefSeq and is a predicted model, not a curated record. Gene Ontology annotation, molecular function: transmembrane transporter activity. The coding region runs from base 1 to 1518 and encodes 505 amino acids.